This is a messenger RNA of Penicillium manginii, 1668 nucleotides long. RefSeq lists its product as uncharacterized. The annotation marks the transcript as partial. The transcript is spliced from 3 exons. Lineage: Eukaryota; Fungi; Ascomycota; Eurotiomycetes; Eurotiales; Aspergillaceae. Gene Ontology annotation, biological process: regulation of DNA-templated transcription. The record is from RefSeq and is a predicted model, not a curated record. Gene Ontology annotation, molecular function: zinc ion binding; DNA-binding transcription factor activity, RNA polymerase II-specific.
AUGGGCUGUGCUUCAACCACGCUAUUUCGACAAUCUGCAGCUUUGCACGAUUCUUUUACCCCUUUUGACCCUGGAACACCCCAGGAGAGUCGCUCAAUUUCACUACACAACAUAUCAAAGCUAUGCCUUUUUACGGCCGCCCGAGCAAGAACUGUGAGAGCUGUCGAGUUAGGAGAAUCAAGGCAUUGUGAUCGUAUUGACCCGGUCUGUUCGCAGUGCAAGAGAGUGGGGAAACCUUGUGGUGGCUACCGCGAUAUCCCGGCUCUUUUGUUCCGUGACGAGAAUGACAAAACGGUUCAACGGUCUGUCGAGGCCAAGUCUAAAUCGGAGGCCCGCCGUAAACUGCUAGACGAAUCAGCAGUGGUGAAACACGACAGACCAAUGAAUAAAUCAAGGUUAUCCCAAUCAGGGCUUGUAGUUCAGAGAAAGCCAGAGGUGUUCUGGAUAUCUGGGAUACCAGCAGUGAUGCCUUCCAGCCUGGAGGAUCAGGGUCUCAAAUUCUUCUUCAGUCGGUUCGCAACAUCGAUACAGAAGGCAACAAAAAACCCCAUUAUGCUAGAUAUGUCUGACCUUGAGAAGUCGCCGCUGCUGGCAACCAUUCCAAAUGAGUUACCUCUUCAAGAUGCUGUGAUGGCAGUGGGACUAGCUGCCAUGUCAAACGUGACCCAUGACCAAUCGCUCCUACUAGCCGCAAGAGAGAAAUACCUAGCAGCCCUGAAUAUCAUCCGCGCUGCAGUGGAGAAUCCACAACUGGCCAAUCCCGUGUUGACAUUUAAAAUAAUACUGAUGCUUAGCCUGUUUGAGAUGGUUUGCUGUCCAUCCAAGCAGGUUGACUCCUGGGUAGUACAUCUGGAUGGCAUGGCGGCUCUGCUUAAACAAGCCAGUUUUAGCAACGCUCUGAGCGCCAAUACCCGCCCACAGUUACAAUACCUUUUUAUUUCCAUUGUCCGAUACUUUAUGGUUCAGGGGGAUCUUCCUUCCGUUCUCAUCAAUUGGUCCCCUGAUAAAAUUUCUACUAUCGCACCCGACGAAGAACCAGCUGUCGACCUGGUGGACAUUCUCAUUCGCUUCGCGAAGCUACAUUAUACCGCUCGCAAUGAUCCAGAUCUUGAUCAUGGGGCUAUAGCUAGCUCUGCAGCUUCGUUUGACACAGAACUAGACGAAUGGGAGAAAAAUCUCCCCGACAAAUGGGCCUUCACCCUCAGCGAGUCGAAAGACCACCAGAACACAUUCAAUGGCAAAUAUCUCAUAUACAAUGAUGUGUGGGCCUCGAGGAUCCUAAACAAUUACUUUUGGGGCAGACUGGUUGUGAACGAGAUAAUAUUGAAACAUUUAGCGAGCCACCCUUCUCCGACACUAAGAACCAUGCAACAACGGCAGCGAGCCUUGGAGACGAGCGCACGCCUAUCGAUUAACGUCUGUGCCGGUGCCGCCAGCCAUAUGGGUGCCUUUUUCAAUAUGAUCCCGAACGUUGGAGGCCAACAAUUACCACCACUAAACGGUGCAUUCAUGCUGUUGUUCCCCUUGACUAUGGCCGGUGGUGCUGCUGGAGCCCCUGACGAGGCAUACGAAUGGGUGAUUCAAACACUUCAAAAAAUCGGGGAGACUAUGGGAAUCCAACGGGCCCUACAGCUUAUACCAACAUUGAAAGAGAUACGUGAAAAGAGA